Helianthus annuus (common sunflower) is the source of this 606-nucleotide messenger RNA. Its product is annotated as G-type lectin S-receptor-like serine/threonine-protein kinase At5g24080. The transcript has a single exon. NCBI's taxonomy places the organism in Eukaryota, Viridiplantae, Streptophyta, Magnoliopsida, Asterales, Asteraceae. The coding region runs from base 1 to 606 and encodes 201 amino acids. The record is from RefSeq and is a predicted model, not a curated record.
AUGAAUACACCAUUAAUUUCUAGUUUUCUCCUUGCUCUCUUUCUCAUCUCAUCUUGCUACUCAGUCACUGCCCAGCCCUUCGACUACCCUACCGCAAAACUUUCCACUACAUGGACCAACAAAGAGUCCGCACCCCACUCCGUAACCUUCACAGACGGCUCAACGGUCCGAGCCAUCCUCCUUAGAGGAUCAUUCGGAUUUAAGUUUGCCUGUGGGUUCUACUGCAACGGGACCUGCGACACUUACCUCUUCGCAGUCUUCAUAGUCCAAACCAACAGCGGGUCGGGUAUUGUUGGACCGGCUAUCGCGUUCCCUCAAAUUGUUUGGUCAGCAAACCGAAACCAUCCUGUUAAACUCGGUGCAAAACUAAACCUUAACAAAGCCGGAGAUUUAGUGCUCCGUGAUGCCGAUGGUAGCCUUGUUUGGUCUACCAACACAGCUGGAAAACAAGUUACUGGCAUGCAAAUAACCGAUACUGGAAACCUAGUAUUGGUUGAUGCUCGUAAGAAGAUUGUUUGGCAAUCUUUGUUGGAUAAUCUUGAUGUGAUGGGUCGACCGGGUACGGGUCAGCGGGCCGGAUCUAAACUGGGUUGGAUAGAAAAAUGA